This is a messenger RNA of Pistacia vera, 1588 nucleotides long. Its product is annotated as probable sarcosine oxidase. The transcript has a single exon. The record is from RefSeq and is a predicted model, not a curated record. Lineage: Eukaryota; Viridiplantae; Streptophyta; Magnoliopsida; Sapindales; Anacardiaceae. Gene Ontology annotation, molecular function: sarcosine oxidase activity; flavin adenine dinucleotide binding.
GAAUGACACGUCUGCAAUAAUCAAAUUUUAAUUGCUCAACACUAUAAUGCUUGAUCGACAGCUUGCCAGUUGCAAAGAUCAAUGUUAUGUUCAUUGUAGAGUAGAAAGUGAAAAGGCAAAGUGGCAAUGACGCAAAUCCCAUAUAGGAUUUGGCCUUUUUCGCGAGGUUCACUCCAUAAAAAGGCGUCUAUCUCGUCACAUGAUCACCGUCCAGAGCUUGGCUAGUGAAUAUUUUGUUGAGAGAUAGAGAGAAAAAAGAUGGAAUCCUCCAAAGAAUUCGACGUCAUCGUGGUGGGUGGUGGCAUCAUGGGGAGCGCGACCACUUAUCAGCUAGCCAAGAGAGCUCAAAAAACCCUCCUUUUAGAGCAAUUUGAUUUCUUGCACCACCGUGGAUCGUCUCACGGCGAGUCGAGAACGAUACGUUCAACAUACCGAGAAGAUUACUACUAUCCUUUAGUAACUGAAUCCUCUCAGUUAUGGGAACAAGCCCAGUCUGAAAUAGGCUUCAAGGUCUAUUUCAAAGCCCAACAAUUCGACUUGGGCCCAUCUGAAAGCAAGUCCCUCCGUUCCAUAAUAGCCAGCUGUCAAAAAAACAGUGUCCCACAUCAAGUCCUUAACCGGUGCUAAGUGUCGGAGAAAUUCUCCGGCCGAUUUGACAUACCGGAUAACUGGGUCGGGGUGGUGACUGAGCUCGGUGGUGUGAUUAAGCCCACAAAGGCAGUUUCUAUGUUUCAAACUCUAGCGAUUAAAAAUGGUGCAAUUCUUAGAGAUAACAUGGAGGUAAAAACAAUAGAGAAAGAUAAUGUGAAGGGUGGGGUUAUUGUGGUAAUUAGCAAUGGUGAAAAAUUUCGGGCUAAGAAAUGUGUGGUCACGGCUGGGGCUUGGGUGGGAAAGUUGGCUAAAAGGGUUGGUGGGUUGGAAUUACCAAUUCAGCCUUUGGAAACUGCUGUGUGUUAUUGGAGAAUUAAAGAAGGAAACGAGGGUGAUUAUGCAAUUGGUGGAGAUUUUCCAAGUUUUGCAAGCUAUGGGGAUCCUUACAUAUAUGGUACGCCUUCAUUGGAGUAUCCGGGAUUGAUUAAGGUGGCGGUGCAUGGUGGGCAGCCGUGUGAUCCGGACAAGAGGCCGUGGGGCCCCGGAGUGUCUUUGAGUCCAUUGAAGGAGUGGAUAGAGAAGACGUUUAAUGGUCGGGUUGAUUCAAACGGACCUGUUGCUACUCAAUUAUGCAUGUACUCGAUGACCCCAGAUGAGGAUUUUGUGAUUGAUUUUUUAGGUGGGGAGUUCGGGAAAGAUGUGGCGAUUGGUGGUGGGUUUUCGGGUCAUGGGUUCAAGAUGGCUCCGGUUGUGGGAAAGAUUCUGUCCGAUCUUGUGCUGCAUGGAGAGGCAAAAGGAGUCGAUCUAAACCAUUUUCGUAUAGCAAGAUUUAAGGAGAAGCCUAAAGGCAAUGCCAAAGAUUUUAAAGAUCAAGUCGACUGCAGUGGCAGUGCCAAUCACCAGUGAAACCAUUUUAUUGCUCUCCCUUUUUGUGAAAUCCACUUUCCAGUCCAUGUAAUAACGAUGAAUAAUACUACUCUCUUCAUAUUAUGUCCCA